Messenger RNA from Cyprinodon tularosa, 1178 nucleotides. It is a transcript of the gene cunh22orf23, whose product is annotated as chromosome unknown C22orf23 homolog. Bases 79 to 687 code for a protein of 202 amino acids. NCBI's taxonomy places the organism in Eukaryota, Metazoa, Chordata, Actinopteri, Cyprinodontiformes, Cyprinodontidae. The transcript has 7 exons. The record is from RefSeq and is a predicted model, not a curated record.
AUCGCAGUGUGGGAUUCACUUCUUUUUCCUUUUAUUCUUUUAUUAUUCGAAAAACUUAAAUACAAAAGCAAUUUACAGAUGGAAACCUUCAAGCAGCCCACAGGAGGCAGAGGACUCUGGAAUAACCCCAGACCCUCACUGUGCAGCAAGGAGACCCAGGAAAUGCUGAAAUUGAGGAAAGAAGAAUCCAGGUUUAUGCUCCUCCAGAGAAAACAGAUCAACAGGUCCACAAACAGAGGAGCGGAUUUGUCCCGGACUUCUGAUUCCAGACCACCUCCAAGCAAAUCUGCUCAACACAGACCCAGAAUGUCUCAGAGACGCAGUGCUGAAUCCUGUCAGGCUGGGAACAGUUACGAGAGGGAAAAGUUUCACCCUGGUCCCGUACGGGAUUUGGAAAAAGAAAAGAGACGGCUUCAGAAUAUCAUGGCAACAGGAACUGAAGAGCCUGAAAUUGGCUCACCUGGAAAAUUACCUGGAAACAGCAAACGGGAAGAACCAGAGGAGACAGACCGAUUCCAGGAAGUUUUAAAUGAAAUAGAAGAAAGGAGACAGUUUCUAGCAGAUAUGGCAGCUUUGGGUCAGGAUCAUCAGUAUAGCAGCAUUAUCAAUGCAGAGAUAUCACAGAGACUUCAUGAGCUGGACAUCCUUGAUCAGGCCGGCAGUUCCAAUCAGCGAACGGAGGACUGAAAGUCACUACAGGAGAUAAUGCCUACUGAACAGAGUUGUUUAAACUGAUUUUUGCAGAAAGAAUUAAGAUAUACUUGUGAGAUGUUACUUCAAAGAACAUUUCCAAUCAUCUGCCUCAUGUUUCCGCUUUAUAAGUCAGUGAACAAAAACUUUAAAUAAACUGAGUUUAUUCUUCUCCUUAUGCAGGUCAGUACUUUAUACAAUCCAAGAUGUGGUGCUACUGAAGCCCUUUGUUUAAGCUGGACCAGUAGUCAGGCACAGGGAGAGAACAGAGGUGUGAUAACAAAACAACUACACGCACAAAUAUGUAAGAACUCUACAGACCUUCAUUCACAUGCUCAGAUAAAUAAAACAGCCUGGUCAUAAAUACAAUGCUCAAUUAAUUUUAAGGCAAUACAAACAGAAAGGCUUAUAAAAGUUAAUGAUUGUAUAAUAAAAGCCUACGUAAACCUGCUCCCUAAAGCUCAUAUAAAAUAGCAUUUUGCUUAAUA